AUGGAGGAAUUUUCCCAGUCUCGUGGGGACGACGAUCUUUUCGACGAUGAGAUUAUACCCAUAGAGCAGAGCACGCCCGCACAAGAAGUGACUCAACAUCUCGAACAAAUCUCCCUCGAACCCCCACCAGGCCCGACGCAACCACUCCCUCCUGCAGACCAAUCUCCGCAGUCGACACCGUCACAACAUUCAAACCGAGGUCGUGGACGUGGAAGAGGACCAUCCCAACAUUUACUACGGGGCGGCGUUCGUGGCGGCGCGCCUCGACAACAAGGUGCCUAUACCGCCCGAGGUGCCCACAACCUAUCCGACUCAAAAUGGAGCACGAAGCCGUCUCAGCAGCCGGCGCCCACCGUAACACCGGCAGCGCCGGAGCAGCAAGCAGAAGAAACAAUCCCAACACCCCCCAAUGACACAGACGCUGCAGCCUCAUCAUCUCCCGCCAAUGCGCCUCCGUCUGCCCCUACCGGCCCUGCUGCCAAGCCCCGUCCACAAGCCGUUCGAGGCGACCGCUCCUCCACAGGUGGCUUCGCCAAACCAAAACUCACAGAAGAGGAGCUGUCCGCCAAACUCGCCGCCGCGAAGGAGAAGUCAGUCGGUCUAGCUGCUGCCCAUGCACGAGCACAGGCGGAUGCGGAUGAGUUUGCCGAGCGCGAGCGCAUGGCGGGUGCGAGGAGACGCAAAGAAGAAGGCGAGCGGAAGCAGAUGGAGGGAGAGCGUGAGAAGAACCGAGCGAGGAAGAUGGGUGCGAGAGAAGGGCGGGAAUGGGACAGAGACAAGGAAGAGCUGGCUGCUGGAAGGGGUUUCACACCGCGGGCGCGGGAUGCGGAUGAAGAGCAGCAGGAUUUGUCCAUCUAUGAGUGGAAUGAUGAUCGAGGUGGAGGCCGGGGCAGAGGUGGUAGAGGGAGAGGCCGCGGUCGAGGCGGACGUGGUGGUGCUCGCGGAGGAGUUGGCCCGUUCUCGGGUCGUGAAUCACAGAGGGAGCCUCAUGUGAACGCGCCUGAUGAGUUUCCUGCUUUGCCUGGCUCUGGCACCGCAAAGGAUUCGAAACCGACGCCCGAGGGAGACAAAAGCCAGAAGCCUCCCCCACCUGCCCGAGUCGACUCUGACAGGGCCGCGGCCGGGAAAAGCUGGGCCGACCAGAUGGAGGCAUGA
Molecule: messenger RNA, 1155 nt
Organism: Cyphellophora europaea CBS 101466
Lineage: Eukaryota; Fungi; Ascomycota; Eurotiomycetes; Chaetothyriales; Cyphellophoraceae
Exons: 1
Coding region: 1-1155 (384 amino acids)
Source: RefSeq, a predicted model, not a curated record